Molecule: messenger RNA, 1639 nt
Organism: Ceutorhynchus assimilis (cabbage seed weevil)
Lineage: Eukaryota; Metazoa; Arthropoda; Insecta; Coleoptera; Curculionidae
Source: the annotation of a GenBank genome assembly
UCGAUGGUUGAAAAAAAUUAUCGAUAUAUUUCGAUAGUCAAUACUAUCGAUAGUUAUCGAUAGUGCCAUCGAUAGUUCUCCACCACUAGCCUAAAAGACAUCUUUUUUAAAGUUUUUACCAAACAAAAAUGCCUCCCAAAUUUAAAUUUCAAGAAGGGGAAAAGGUCUUGUGCUUCCAUGGUCCUUUGAUUUAUGAAGCCAAGUGCCUCAAAUGCACCAUUUCCAAAGAGAAGCAAGUAAAAUACUUCAUACAUUAUGCUGGUUGGAAUAAAAACUGGGAUGAAUGGGUACCAGAAAGUCGAGUCCUAAAAUACAAUGACGCCAACGUUACAAAACAGAAAGAUCUCGAGAAAGCCCAUUCGGCCAGAGGCAAACAGAAACGAUCUGCCAAAAAAGCAGCAUCAUCGAAACCGGAUUCUGCAAAAGAUUCCGAUUCCAGGGCCAGCACCCCGAUAUCUGACAUAGCAAAAGGUGGAAAAGGCACUAAAAGAGAUUUGGCUACGCCUACGCCCACUCCCAGCGGACCAGAGUCUAGUUCUGAUGCGCCAAAACGCAAACGGGCCAAACUUGAUUCUACAGUAGAAUCUGAAGAGCAGUAUCAAACAAAAGUGGAAAUAAGAAUCAAAAUGACUCAAGAACUAAAACCAUGGCUGGUGGAUGAUUGGGAUAUGAUUACUAGGCAGAAAAAACUAGUAAAUCUCCCAGCCAAACUAACAAUAAGCCAAUUGUUUGACAAUUAUUUGACUUAUAAAAAAUCAGUAAAAUCAAACAACAUGAGCAAAGAAAGUGCUGCAAUUGAAACAAUCAGAGGCAUCAAAGAAUAUUUCAACAUUACAUUGAGCACACAACUGUUGUACAAGUCAGAACGUGCCCAAUACACAAAUCUGGUGAGAGACAAUCCGGAUAAAACCUUGACUGAGAUCUACGGUGCCAUGCAUCUAUUGAGGCUAUUUGUUAGGCUAGGACCGUUGUUGGCGUACACUCCAUUGGACGAGAAGAGCGUACAAAUUCUGAUACAAAACAUACAAGAUUUUUUGAAGUAUAUUAAUAAGAAUGCGGCCCAGUUGCUUAGUACACAGGAUUAUGUUAUUCCUAAUCCGGACUAUGCUAGGAAAACUCAGUAGUAUAAGUAUUCAACAUUUAUUAUUAUCAUUAUAAGUAGAUUUUAGGGCAUGUAAUUUCAGUUAUUUUUACUUUUUUUAUUUGAAUUUGUUUAAAAAGUAUGUAUUUUCUUUUGUGUAUUAUUGUAUUGUAGUUAUUAAUAAAGUUCAACAUCUUAUAAUUUAUUUUUAAUCAAACUCUUGGGGUUGAUGUUUGAAUUUAAUCAAAAGUGUAAUACUACAAUAAUUUAUUAAAAAACUAACAAUGAAAAAGUUACAAAAUAGUGUCUACAUGCUACGAAUCUUCUUCUUUUCUCUAUACACGGACUCCUUUCGAACUGAAAUAAAAAGAAAAAUAAUUAUUGAUGUUUUAAUUCCUUAUGUACUGUUUAUUAUUAAAUUUACUUACUAAAUGGAUCAAAUCGUAUUAAUUCCAAUUUAUCAGCUAAUCUGGGUCUGAUUUUGUUGAAUGUGUGUCCGCUAACUAAACUUUCCAUUUGUACCAUUAUAUCUCUGAAAAUUUAUUAAUGAACUAAACU